Colletotrichum truncatum is the source of this 1578-nucleotide messenger RNA. RefSeq names its product allantoate permease. The record is from RefSeq and is a predicted model, not a curated record. Gene Ontology annotation, biological process: L-cysteine transport; transmembrane transport. Gene Ontology annotation, molecular function: L-cysteine transmembrane transporter activity. Lineage: Eukaryota; Fungi; Ascomycota; Sordariomycetes; Glomerellales; Glomerellaceae. Gene Ontology annotation, cellular component: membrane.
AUGGUGUCAACCGAAGUCACAGACAGGGACAAUGUGCGUCCCACGACGCCGGCCCACGGCAAGAACUCCUUGCACGAGGUCGAGCGCACCACCUCGUACGAGAAGGCCGACGCCCAACGUCUCGAGAACGUCGACAACGAACUCUCAAAGUACAUUGGCGGCGACAUCACCGUCACCCGCGAGCGCAGCGAUGAGCUCCGCAAGAAGAUCGACCGUCGCAUCCUUCUCGUCAUGAUUGGCACCUACUUCCUCCAGGCCAUCGACAAAGGCACCAUGUCUUUCGCCUCUGUCAUGGGCCUGCAGAAGGAUACCAAGCUCGUCGGCCAGCAGUUCUCUUGGCUCACUACCUGUAUUUACAUCGCCAUCCUGUUCGUCGAGUACCCCCAAAACUACAUCAUCGCUCGUGCCCCCAUCGCCAAGUACCUCUCCUUCUCCAUCAUCGCCUGGGGUGCCACCCUCGCCUGCCACGCCGCCUGCACCAACUUCACCGGCCUCGUCGUCGUCCGUACCCUCCUCGGUAUCUUCGAGUCCGCCUGUCAACCUGCCUUCGUCAUCCUCUCCUCCAUGUGGUACCGCCGUGAGGAACAGGCCUCGCGUGUCACCUACUGGUACAUGAUGAACGGUGCCCAGCAGAUCGUCGGUGGUCUCCUGGCCUACUGCUUCACCCACAUUAAGACGGGUCCCCUCAAGUCCUGGCAGUGGCUUUUCCUGGUGUACGGUGUCAUCUCCGUCAUCUUCGGCAUCUUCGUCCUCUUCUGGAUGCCCGACUCCCCCAUGCGUGCCAAGUGCUUCACUGAAGAGGAGAAGCACGAGAUGGUCGCCCGUGUCCGUGACAACCAGACCGGUAUCCAGAACAAGACCUUCAAGCGCGAGCAGGCCAUCGAGGCCCUGAAGGACCCUCAAGUCUGGGGCUACGCCCUCAUCGCCCUCUGCACCACGCUGCCCACCUCUGGUCUCGGUGCUUUCGCCAACAUCAUCAUCAUGAGCUUCGGCUUCAACACCCUACAGGUUCAGCUUCUCGCCAUGGUCCUCGGUUUCUACAUCAUUUUCGUCCUUCUCGGCUCCGUCUGGUUGGUCAAGAAGACCGGCCAGAACCUCUAUGUCAUGCUUGGUUUUUGUGCUCCUUCCGUCGUCGGCACCGUCCUCCUCAUGACCCUCCCCAACAAGACCUUCUCGCAGCACGUCGGCCUGCUCAUCUGCUACUACAUCACGCUGUCCUUCUGGUCCGCCCAGACCCUUGCUCUGUCCCUCAUCUCGCGUAACAUCGCCGGCCAGACCAAGAAGCAAGUCGCAGUCGCCCUCAACUUCAUCAUCUGGGCCGCCGGUAACGCCAUCGGCCCUCAGGUCUUCCUCAGCUGGAACGCCCCCCGCUACUUCAUCGCCUUCGCCGUCCACCUCGGCUGCUACGCCCUGCUCAUCCUCAUCAUCAUCGGCCUGCGCAUCCACCUCACCCGCCAGAACAAGAAGAGAGACGAGAUGGCCGCCGCCGGCGUCGCCGAGGCUUCUCCCAACUACACCGCUCAUGCGUUCGAGGACAUGACGGACAAGGAGAACCUGUCGUUCCGCUACGUGUUUUAA